CGGACACUUUUGGACCGACGCGUACCGAACAUGUUCCGGGCUCUGAAUGCUGCGCUCACGGUGCUGCUGGCCGCCUCGCUGUCGUGGCGGAGCACGGCGGGAGGCUACGGUGGCGGUGUGGCUCUUUUCGCCGCCCAGACCUCACCCCCGGACCCCUGCUACGACGAGCACGGCCACCCCCGCCGAUGCAUCCCGGACUUCGUCAACUCGGCCUUCGGCCAGGAGGUGAGGGUGUCCAGCACCUGCGGGCGGACCCCCGGCCGCUACUGCGUGCUGAGCUCGGCGGACAAGGUGGACGAGCGGACGCGGAACUGUCACACCUGCGACGCGUCCGACCCCAAAAGGUCGCACCCUCCGGCGUACCUCACCGACCUCAACAACCCGCACAACCUAACGUGCUGGCGGUCGGAGAACUUUAUCCAGUCCCCGCAGAACGUCACCCUGACUCUGUCCCUGGGCAAGAAGUUCGAGGUGACCUACGUCAGCCUCCAGUUCUGCUCGCCCAGACCGGAAUCCAUGGUCAUCUUUAAGUCCAUGGACUACGGCAAGACGUGGGUGCCGUUCCAGUUCUACUCGACCCAGUGCCGGAAGAUGUACAACAAGCCCAACCGGGCCGCCAUCACCAAGCAGAACGAGCAGGAGGCCAUCUGCACGGACUCGCACACCGACAUGUUCCCGCUGAGCGGCGGCCUGAUCGCCUUCAGCACGCUGGACGCGCGACCCUCCGCGCACGACUUCGACAACUCCCCGGUGCUGCAGGACUGGGUGACGGCCACCGACAUCCGGGUGACGUUCGGCCGGCUGCACACGUUCGGCGACGAGAACGAGGACGACUCGGAGCUGGCCCGGGACUCCUACUUUUACGCCGUGUCCGACCUGCAGGUGGGCGGCCGCUGCAAGUGCAACGGACACGCGUCGCGCUGCGUCAAGGACCGCGACGGGGAGCUGGUGUGCGAGUGCAAGCACAACACGGCCGGGCCGGAGUGUGACAGGUGCAAGCCCUUCCACUAUGACCGGCCGUGGCAGAGAGCCACUGCCCGGGAGGCCAACGAGUGUGUCGCCUGCAACUGCAACCUGCACGCCCGUCGCUGCCGCUUCAACAUGGAGCUGUACAAGCUGUCGGGGAGGAAGAGCGGCGGCGUCUGCCUCAACUGCCGCCACAACACGGCCGGCCGCCAUUGUCACUACUGCAAAGAGGGCUACUACCGAGACCUGUCCAAGGCCAUCACGCACAGGAAGGCCUGCAAGGCAUGUGAUUGCCAUCCCGUGGGUGCCGCCGGCAAAACCUGUAACCAAACCACAGGACAAUGUCCCUGUAAAGACGGUGUGACGGGUAUCACGUGCAACCGCUGCGCUAAAGGCUACCAGCAGAGCCGCUCGCCCAUUGCUCCCUGCAUAAAGAUUCCUGUUACACCGCCUACACCUGCAGUCAGCAGUACAGAAGAGCCCUCGGACUGUGACUCGUACUGCAAGGCCUCCAAAGGCAAACUGAAAAUCAACAUGAAGAAAUAUUGCAAGAAGGAUUACGCCGUCCAGGUGCACUUUCUGAAGGCGGAGAAGGCGGGCGAGUGGUGGAAGUUCACCGUCAACAUCAUCUCCGUCUACAAGCAAGGCGAGAGCCGCAUCCGCCGCGGGGACCAGUUCCUGUGGGUCCGCGCCAAGGACGUGGCCUGCAAGUGUCCCAAGAUCAAACCGGGCAAGAAGUACCUGCUGCUGGGCAACGACGAGGACUCCCCCGGUCAGGGCGGCGUGGUGGCGGACAAAGGCAGCCUGGUGAUCCAGUGGAGGGACACGUGGGCGCGCAGGCUCAGGAAGUUCCAACAGCGCGAGAAGAAGGGAAAGUGCAAGAAGCCUUAGGUGGAAACA
Molecule: messenger RNA, 1866 nt
Organism: Entelurus aequoreus (snake pipefish)
Lineage: Eukaryota; Metazoa; Chordata; Actinopteri; Syngnathiformes; Syngnathidae
Product: netrin-1
Exons: 6
Coding region: 31-1857 (608 amino acids)
Molecular function (GO): protein binding
Source: RefSeq, a predicted model, not a curated record